This is a messenger RNA of Mesorhabditis belari, 1056 nucleotides long. The record is from the annotation of a GenBank genome assembly. Lineage: Eukaryota; Metazoa; Nematoda; Chromadorea; Rhabditida; Rhabditidae.
AUGUGUAAAUCAAACGAAGUGGUCGAACAAGAGCCUCAAUUGGCUGCUGGAGAGUUUGUUUGCGUUGAUGACAUCGACUUUUGUGAUCGAGAAUUCGAGGAGAGUCGCCGACUCGAGUUUCAAGCCGGAUUCCGUCGUCGUGCCCCACGUUGGGUUGCUCGGAAUGUUCUUCUUUUCGGCAUAAUGCACUCAAUGGCCCUCGUCGGUCUGUACCACGCCGUCGUCAACGCCAAGUGGUACACGCUCGCCUUAGCGCAAGUGUGUUGGACAAUGGGGAUUCUCGGGAUCACCACUGGAGCCCAUCGCCUCUGGUCCCACCGCUCGUUCAAGGCUGAGACUCCUUUCCGAGUGAUGCUCAUGUUGUUCCAAACUGCUGCUGGACAGAAUUCGCUCUACGAAUGGGUUCGUGAUCACCGCUGCCAUCACAAAUGGACCGACACCGAUGCAGAUCCGCAUAAUGCUUCUCGUGGCCUUUUCUUUGCUCACAUUGGCUGGCUCUUGCAACGUAAAGACAAAGCUGUCAUCGAGAAGGGACGCCAAAUUGAUAUGUCUGAUCUCCUUUCAGAUCCUGUGAUCGUCUUUCAGAAAAAAUUCUAUUUCCCGCUUUGGAUUCUCUUAUGCAUUCUCCUCCCAACCGCCAUUCCCGUCUACUUCUGGGGAGAGGAUCCAUCCGUCGCUUAUUUUGUUGUUCUAGCUAGAUAUGUUCUUUCACUUCACGAGACUUGGACCAUCAACUCUUUGGCUCACAGCCAUGGUGACAAGCCAUACGAUGGACGCAUCCGAGCCACCGAUAGCCCUUUGAUGGCAAUGGUGACUUAUGGAGAAGGCGGCCACAACUACCACCACACUUUCCCAUCAGACUAUCGCACCUCCGAGUUCAACUAUUGCUUCAAUGCCGGAAAGAUCCUUAUCGACUUGGGUGCUACUAUUGGCCAAGUGUAUGAUCGAAAAGUCGUCGGUGAAGAAUUCAUUCAACGGCGUAUCGCCGCCAACGAAACCAUGUUCGGGAAAAGCGAAUACUAUGCCGAGUUCGCGUCGUCAUGGAAAAAAACUUCC